Syzygium oleosum is the source of this 1669-nucleotide messenger RNA. RefSeq lists its product as uncharacterized. Gene Ontology annotation, cellular component: nucleus. The coding region runs from base 73 to 1302 and encodes 409 amino acids. NCBI's taxonomy places the organism in Eukaryota, Viridiplantae, Streptophyta, Magnoliopsida, Myrtales, Myrtaceae. The transcript has 3 exons. The record is from RefSeq and is a predicted model, not a curated record.
CAGUUUCUUCCCCAUUCCAAAUCUCCUCUCUCUCUCUCUCUCCUCCUUCCUCCUCCUCGUCCUCAUCCUCUCAUGGAGUCGUUGAUGGUUAACUACGCUUCUUCCGACGAAGACGAAGAAGAUCGCCGCGACGAACCCCAAUCUCACCCGACCUCUCGCUCCUCUCCUCCUACAACCACCGCCUCCUUCUCUUCUCUGCCUCCUCCGAAAUCGUCAUCUUGUUCUCCCUCCGCUUCUCUCUUCUCCUCUCUCCCCCAGCCCAAGCAAACCCUAACUCCUUCCUCUUCUUCUUCUUCUCGCUCCGACGCCAAAGCCGUUUGCUCCGAUGAAGGAAGCUCCAAGUCUACCGCCCCGGUCGCCUCCGGAUCCUCCUCCAGGCUCUUCUCGUCCCCUCAGCCAAGACAGCAAUCGCUGUCGAGCCUCCCUCCGGCGAGCGCGAACUCCGGCGCGAAGCGGAUCGUCCAGUUCAGGCCUCCCGUCCACCCUUCGCUCGCGAACCCUGGCGCAGUCGACGACGACGAAGAAGACGACGAGGGUGAGAAGGAGAAGGAGCGCAAGCGGCAGCGGGAAUCUGAAUCCGCGGCUCAGGCUUCCUCCGUCAUGUCCUUCCUCUCGAGCAUUCCCGCGCCGCGGAACUCCUCCACUUUGGGCGCCCUUCCUUCCGCUGGUUCUGGCCGGAGAUCGGUCGUUGAGACCGAUGCCCCUGCUGUGGGUUCUACUGGCUUGGAAUCGAGCAAUGGCGGUAAUAAUCAAAACGUCGGUAAUUAUAGCACUUAUGAGACUUACGAUUCAGGGAUUGAUCGAAAUGGGGAGGCUUCUGAGUAUCACGAGGUUUAUGGAAGUCAUCAAGGCGGCUAUGAUCAGAAUGCCAGCGGGAGUGAUAUUUCAUACUACGGAGGAUACGAGAACUAUAGUAAUCAUGUGGAGUAUGGUAAUUAUGCGAAUCAUUCAGAUUAUGCGACUGUGGCAUCCGCUGGAGUGGUGCAGGAGAUGAGCGACAGUGCAGUGAGAGUUUCGGGAAAGAGAGGCAGGAAUGAGGUUCCAGCAGAAAUAGUGGAGGUGAAGCAGGACGAGUUGAUGAAGAAUCGACCUAGGGAGGACCAAGUGAAAAUGACUGGGAUUGCUUUUGGACCGGCUUAUCAGCCUGCUUCAACAAAGGGAAAGCCUUCCAAACUGCAUAAGAGGAAGCAUCAGAUUGGUUCUCUGUACUUUGAUAUGAGGCAGAAGGAGAUGGAGCUUGCAGAACGGCGUGCAAAAGGCUUCCUUACAAAGGCUCAAACGCAAGCAAAGUACGGAUGGUAAUAAGGAAGGUGGAGGAUGAGCUUCCAUGUGAAGAAAAUUAGUGGUUGGGCAGUGUUUUAGUUCAUCAGAGUUGCUGUGUGGAUGCUGUUGCUGAGACAGGAGGAUGGUGAAAAUGGUCGGCAACUUGGCAGAAGACUUCGACUGAUGGGGGGGCCUUACCUCUUUCUUGGAAUUUACCGUUAGUGGUAAAAUCUCAUCAUACUUGCCGUGCUUGUCCAUGGCCUUGUAGCUUUGCCGUGGGAUAUUAUUGUGUUCUGCGCCCGUGGCCAUAUUUCAAGUGUGUCCAAAUGGCUAAAAAGUUGACUGUUUGGCAUAUGAUUUGGAUUGAAUAAAUAUCAACUGGAAGUAAAAAAAAGGUUCAGGGGUA